AUGCACAGUGAUCGUGGGAAUGAAGUGGUUGGGAACCUUGGGGAAGAUGCAGUGAAGUCCAUUAGGAAUGGGGAACAAGGGGUGUUGCUGGAAUUGGGGAGUUUGGGUAUGGUCUCUGAGGAAAUGGGGAUUGAGAUGCUUGAUACAAUCUGGCACUUGUUGAAGGAAUAUGGUAGGGUAUUUGGAGAAUCCUACGAGCUUUUUCCAACACGAACACGGGAUCACGCGAUUACAUUGCAACCGGGGACAGCAGCAAUCAAUGUGAGACCCUAUUGUUAUCCUUAUGCCCAGAAAAAUGAAAUUGAGAAGUUGGUUCAGGAGAUGCUAGUUGCUGGGAUUAUACAACCUAGUCAUAGUCCAUUCUCGAGCCCAGUUCUACUGAUUAAGAUGGAUGGGAGUUGGCGCUUUUGUGUGGACUAUCGUGCCCUCAAUAAGGAUACCAUCAGAUCAGGGUUAAGGCAGAAGACAUCCCCAAGACUACUUUCUGAACUUACGAGGGUCAUUACAAGUUCUUGUGUGACGGUAGAGGAACAUUGUCAGCAUUUGCAUAAAGUCUUGGGAAGCCUGCAGGAGCAUAAGUUGUUUGCUAAUGCAAAGAAACGUGUAUUUGGACAGCAGAAGAUUGAAUAUUUAGGUCACAUCAUAUCUGAGGAAGGAGUGGCAACCGAUCAGAGUAAAAUUAAAGCAAUGAUCUGCUGGCCCCCACGCUACGUCAAGGAGCUCUGA
Messenger RNA from Olea europaea var. sylvestris, 726 nucleotides. RefSeq lists its product as uncharacterized. The record is from RefSeq and is a predicted model, not a curated record. The coding region runs from base 1 to 726 and encodes 241 amino acids. The transcript has 4 exons. Lineage: Eukaryota; Viridiplantae; Streptophyta; Magnoliopsida; Lamiales; Oleaceae.